Molecule: messenger RNA, 2409 nt
Organism: Cryptomeria japonica (Japanese cedar)
Lineage: Eukaryota; Viridiplantae; Streptophyta; Pinopsida; Cupressales; Cupressaceae
Product: G-type lectin S-receptor-like serine/threonine-protein kinase At2g19130
Exons: 1
Coding region: 1-2409 (802 amino acids)
Biological process (GO): protein phosphorylation; recognition of pollen
Molecular function (GO): protein serine/threonine kinase activity; ATP binding
Source: RefSeq, a predicted model, not a curated record
AUGGCGAUGAAAUGUUUGGUUCUGGCAGUUACUAUGAUUAUUGCAGUGAAUAAUUGCUCUUCAUUAGCACUAGAUGGUGGAGAUUCGCUUCUACUGGGGGACUCGCUCGCUGGAAAUCAGACCAUUUUGUCGAAGAAUGACACGUUCGAACUGGGAUUUUUCAGUCCGAGAGGAACGAAUAAUUGGUACAUUGGCAUCUGGUACGCACGAAUGUCUCCCAAGGUCAUAGUUUGGGUGGCUAACAGAGAUAAUCCUGUCACAAGCAUGCCCAGCAUUCUGAAAUUUUCAAGCGACGGUCGUCUCAGACUGUUUGAUGGAAAGGGGCAGUCAGCCUGGUCGACUGGACUUGGUGUGAAAGGAUCUCGGGCAAUGAUAACCGAGGUCGGUAAUUUCAUUAUGCUGGGUCAGGGCCGGAACAAGUCUGAGAUUGUUUGGGAGAGCUUCGCGCAUCCGACAGAUACAUGGUUACCUGGAAUGAAGCUAUGGAAAGGGAUGAAACUAACUUCAUGGAAAAGUUCUGUGGAUCCUGCAAGUGGGCUUUUCUCUGGAGGAAUGGACAUGUCUCCAGGAAAGACACAGAUACUGAUGGUCUAUAACAAUAGUGUUCCAUUUUGGUCCAGUGGAGAGUGGACUGGGAAUUAUUUUGCCAAUGUUCCGGAGGUGUAUGCUCCCGAGAGAUUCGAAGCCUCCUGUGUGAGAGUUUCUCCUUCAAGAAUAUACCUUAAUUUUAGUGUAUUCCGGCAAGGACAUACCCUGUCAGGGCGGAUCAUGGUGGAUGAGAAGGGUGAAUUAAAAUCUUGUGACCGGAUAGAUGAUGGGUCUUGGACUCAGACUUGGUCGACGUACCGAGGUCAAUGCAGUGAGUAUAAUAUCUGCGGGGCCUAUGGAUUGUGCAAUGCGAAUGCUGUGUGUAGUUGUGUAGAGGGUUUCACGCCCAAGGGUGACACUCAAGGUUGGUGGUCAAGUGGGUGUGCUCGGCGAAGACCAAUGAAAUGCUCUGUCACAGAGGGCACCACCGACGGGUUUUUGGAAUCCAAGAACCGAAACUUGCACGAAGAAGAAGCUGUCUCAUACAACAACGAGACGACAAUGGAAGGUUGCAGGACUGCUUGUCUCAACAAUUGCUCCUGUACCGCUUUUUCUUUCGUUAUUUCUGAUCUACCCGUCUGUAGACUCUGGUUUGGGGAUUUAUUCAAAAUGAGUGUUUCAUCUGACAGCCAUUCUGUCUUCAUUAGGCUGGCGGCUUCUGAGUUGCAGGACUCGAAAUCAGAGAGAAGCAGGAAAGUUCCUGGACUUUACAUUUUACUGCCUUCUGUUGCAGCUUGCUGUGUUAUUUUAUCUCUCCUCUUGGCCGCAUUUAUUUUGUGGAAAUGUCGAGGACAGCGGAAGAUAAGCGUAGAAGAGGAUGUGCCAAUCAUGCUCAAAACGUUCACUUACAAGGAGCUGCGAAUUGCAACCGAGAAUUUCAAGCAUGAGUUGGGAAGUGGUGCAUUCGGCUCUGUGUUCAAGGGAACUCUGUCGGACAGCACGCUUGUGGCGGUUAAGAGAUUAGAGGGUUUCGCAAGAGCAGAAAAACAAUUCCGUGCGGAAAUAAACACAAUCGGGAUAAUUCAACAUGUGAAUUUGGUAAGGCUUUGUGGAUUCUGCGUAGAAGGUUCUCAAAGGCUACUUGUGUAUGCCUACAUGCCCAAUGGCUCUCUAAAUUCUUCUCUCUUUUGUGAAGAGGAAGAAGCAGAUAAGGUGCUGGAUUGGAAGACCCGUUUUGAGAUCGUACUGGGUACUGCACGAGGAUUAGCUUAUCUCCAUGAGGAAUGCAGGGAUUGUAUCAUUCAUUGCGAUAUUAAGCCUGAAAACAUUCUUCUGGAUGACGACUUCAGCCCAAAGAUAGCUGAUUUUGGCUUGGCAAAGUUGGUGGGCAGAGAUUUCAGCCGUGUAUUGACGACCACAAGAGGAACUCCAGGUUACUUGGCCCCAGAGUGGAUAUCGGGCCUUCCUAUCACUCCCAAAGUGGACGUAUACAGUUUUGGUAUGACGUUGCUAGAAAUUAUAUCUGGUCGUAGAAAUCUGGACUUGAAGGUGGAGGAAAGAAGCAGGUUGUACUUUCCUACCUGGGCUUCAUCUCAAAUUCAGAGGGGAAACAUAACGGGCAUUGUGGAUGCAAGGAUAGCCAGUGAGGCGAAUAUCGAAGAGGUGAGAAGAGCUGCUGUGGUUGGGGGACUGUGCAUUCAAGAUGAUGAGAAUCAGAGGCCGAGCAUGGGUAAAGUGGUGAAGAUAUUGGAAGGGAAGAUGGAGGCUCCUGCGCCACAAAUUCUGAGGUCUUUACAAGUGCUAGUAGAUCAGGUUGAAGACGACAACAGCGAUACCUUUGUUCAACAUCCUUACAUAUCAAGAGGUUCUGCACCUACAUAA